Molecule: messenger RNA, 1618 nt
Organism: Rhopalosiphum padi (bird cherry-oat aphid)
Lineage: Eukaryota; Metazoa; Arthropoda; Insecta; Hemiptera; Aphididae
Product: lymphokine-activated killer T-cell-originated protein kinase
Exons: 6
Coding region: 260-1168 (302 amino acids)
Biological process (GO): protein phosphorylation
Cellular component (GO): cytoplasm
Molecular function (GO): protein serine/threonine kinase activity; ATP binding
Source: RefSeq, a predicted model, not a curated record
UGAAUAACGAAUUUUUUGAUUUUUCAGUUCUUAGUGUUUUUACUGUUCUUAGAUCCUCUGAAAUUCAGAAUUUAUUGUUUUAAGUUAUUUAACUACUUUAAUUAUUCAUCUUCUAUUUAUCUCGUAUAAUUGUGUAUUGUUUAUACUUGGUAAUUACUUUUCUAAUAGGUAUCCAUCAUAAUACGUGUUUUAAUCCAAGAGACAAGUUACCUAACCGCCAAAAGGACGUAAACAAAUCUUUACACAGGAAUAAAACGAGAUGAGUGAUAAUUGUACUCCGAAAAUACUGCGCUCCACAGCAAAAUUACCAGAAACACCAGCCUUGGAACGUAUUGGAUAUGGAACAGGUGUUGGUGUAUUCAAUUUACAAAGAAAAGAUCAGUCGCCAUGGGCAGCAAAAAUUAUCAGUCGUAAUGCUGGUAGAGAUCGCAAACAAUAUAGCAACCGUUUGCAGCUAGAAGCAAAAGUAUUAUCAUCACUCAACCAUCCCAAUAUAAUUGGCUACAGGGCAUUUGUCAAAAGACCUGAUGGUCGAGAAGUACUGUUAAUGGAACAAUGUGAACAGAGUUUAAUUGAUUUAAUUGAAAUACGCAAGGAAGAAAACCUUGGACCAUACCCUGUAGAAUAUAUCACAAAAGUUGCUGUGGAUGUUGCAAAAGCAUUAGAAUAUUUACAUUCUUCUUUGGUAUUGCAUGGAGACAUAAAAUCUGGAAAUAUUUUAGUGAAAAAUAAUUUUGAGAUUGUAAAACUUUGUGAUUUUGGUGUCAGUUUACCUCUAAAAGCUGAUGGAACAUUGCAUAAAAUCAAAGGGUGUAAAGCAUUUUACAUUGGGACUCCUUGUUGGUCCGCUCCAGAAGUGUUAAAAGGAGAAGAAUAUUUGGGAGCCAUCAUCACAAGUAAAGCUGAUAUUUUCAGUUAUGGUUUGGUACUUUGGGAGAUGAUGACAUUAUCAUUUCCAAACUCAAGCACUGCAAUUGAUGAAUCAUAUUACACUGGUAUCAGUGACGACUUAGAUGCUCAUUUAGGCGAGCGACCACCAUUACCUGACAGUUUAGCAAGGGAUCCAACAUAUAAACAGAUUAUUGAGCUGUUCUAUAUGUGUACAAUGCAAGAUUAUAAAAAGCGACCUACAGCAAAACAGAUAUUGCAGUUUAUGGGUAUUUACUAACUCUUAAAAACCUAUGUUUGAUCCAACUAUAAUUUUAGUACAUUUAUUCAAGUUAUUUUUUUUUACCUAUUGUGUUUUAUAUUUUAUAAGUGUACAUAAAAAAGCAUUUCAAUUGUUUAUAAAUAUGUUACCAUAAAAAAUAUCUCUUAACUUAUGAUAGUUAUAAUUUUAUUGCAGAAUCUCUAACUACUAUUGAUGCUAAAAUAUAUUUAAUUUCUAAAUUUUAUUUAAACUUUUUAAACUAUUAUUUUAACUCAAAAAUGAUAUUUUUAUUUUCCUUAUAAAGACACAUUGUAUUUUUCAACUAAAUGUAUACUUAACAUCUUAAUUCUUACAGAGUUAAACUCACAUUUUAUUCUUGUACUUUAACUUAUUUACUCUAUAGUCUUUACAAUAAUGUUGAAAAUGAUGUUUUAUUUUAUAAUUAAAUAAUUUGUCUUAACUAUCUCA